Spinacia oleracea (spinach) is the source of this 2688-nucleotide messenger RNA. RefSeq lists its product as uncharacterized. The coding region runs from base 1 to 2688 and encodes 895 amino acids. Lineage: Eukaryota; Viridiplantae; Streptophyta; Magnoliopsida; Caryophyllales; Amaranthaceae. The record is from RefSeq and is a predicted model, not a curated record. The transcript is spliced from 4 exons.
AUGGAUAUUGGUAGGGUAUUUGACACUUGUAUGGAAGGCGAGACACAUGAAGAAUUUAUGUAUGAUGAUGACGGGGUAGAAGAAUUGAUAAAUGCCCUAGAGGAAAACAUUCAAGAUUUUCCAGAAAUGUUAGAGAAUUUGUCUACUGAUGCAAAGAACCCAUUGUAUCCUGGAUGUUCUAAAUUUAGUAGAUUAUCUGGUGUUCUAAAGCUGCUUAAUGUUAAGGCGAGUAAUGGUGUGACUGAUAAAUGCUUUACAGAGUUCCUAGAAGCAUUCCAUGAGAUUCUUCCGGAGGGAAACUUGCUUCCUUCUCGUACUUAUGAUGCUAAAAAAAUGUUAAGAUCCAUUGGCUUAAGUUAUGAGAGAAUUCACGCUUGUCCAAAUGAUUGCAUCUUGUAUCGAAAAGAAUAUGCCUUAAUAGAGAGUUGCCCUGAGUGCAAUGCUCCGAGAUAUAAGAAAAAUAAGGUUCCUGCCAAAGUCAUGUGGUAUUUUCCAAUAAUACCAAGAUUCAGACGCCUUUUCAGUAUUCCAGAAGAGGCUAAGAAUUUGACUUGGCAUGCGGAUCCAGAUGGAAGAGAGAAAGAUGGUAUGUUGAGACACCCUGCUGAUUCUCCACAAUGGAUCAAAAUUGACAAAGACUUCCCUGAUUUCGGAGUUGAACCAAGGAACUUGCGACUUUCCCUUGCAACUGAUGGCCAUGAUAUUGAUGUUUAUUUGGCACCGUUAAUCGAAGAUUUAAAGUUGUUGUGGGAUUCUGGCGUUGAGGUGUAUGAUGCUCACCGUAAAGAAAAUUUCAAUUUAAAAGCCAUGCUUUUUGGCACUAUUAAUGACUUUCCGGCAUUUGGUAACAUGUCGGGAUAUAGUGUUAAAGGUUAUAAAGGAUGCCCUAUAUGUGAUGAGAACACAUCCUCGUUUAGAAUACCUAACUCUAACAAGAUUGUAUACAUGGGAAAUCGAAAGGGGUUGCCUGUGAAACAUCGUUACCGAAAGUGGAGAAAGGCUUUUAAUGGUAAAUCUGAAGAAGUAAAUGCCAACCAACUCCCUAGUAAAGGCUAUAAGAAAGAGUCAGUUUUGUUUAGCCUUCCAUAUUGGAAGAACUUGUAUGUUAGACACUUUCUUGAUGUGAUGCAUAUUGAGAAGAACAUCUGUGAAAGUCUUAUUGGCACACUCCUUAAUGUACCUGGCAAGAGUAAAGAUGGGAAAAGUGCGAGGGAAGAUUUAGCUCACUUGAAAAUUAGAACAGAGUUGCAUCCUGUACUGAAGAAUGGUCGUACCUAUCUCCCUCCGGCAUGCUACACUCUUAGUAGGAAAGAGAAAAAGGUGCUUUGCGAGUCGUUACAUGAAAUUAAGGUUCCUGAGGGAUAUUCAUCUAACAUUAAAAAUCUUGUCUCCAUGAAAGACCUAAAGUUGAUAGGUAUGAAAUCUCAUGACUAUCACAUUCUCAUGGAGCAUCUGUUACCAGUAGCUAUUCGCUCCAUUUUACCGGAUCAUGUUCGAGAUGCUAUCACCAAACUUUGCAUUUUCUUCAGUGAGAUAUGUAGCAAAGAGAUUGACCCUUCGAAGUUGACUAGCUUGCAAAGUGGAAUUAUUGUUACUUUAUGUCAACUGGAGAUGUACAUGUACCCUGUUGAGAGAUACAUGAAGAUUUUGAAGGAUUAUGUUAUGAAUGGAAGUCGACCAGAAGGUUGCAUUGCUGAGCGCUACAUACUUGAAGAGGCCAUUGAACAUUGUAGUCACUAUCUUUCUUCUCUUGAAGCUGUAGGGAUUCCAAAGUCUAGACAUUCAGGAGGGGUGGAAGGGAAAGGGAUUAUGGGAUCCAAAGUGUUAACUACAUCUCAUGAAAUGUUGAAUCAGGCACACUUGUAUGUUUUACACAAUAGUCCUGAGGUUGAUUCAUACGUGGUGAAACACAUGGAUAUCUUGAGGAGCAACUAUCGAGGUAAGUCUGAGAAAUGGAUCACCGAUAAACAUAAUUCCACCUUCAUUGAAUGGUUGGAAGUUCAAGUUGCGGAUGAGCUAGCUAAGUCACCAUCGAACAUUUCUGAUAGAUGGAAAUGGUUGUCUCGAGGUCCUCGUAGGGAUGUAUUAUCAUAUUCUGGCUAUCAAAUUAAUGGUUAUACCUUUUGCACAAAGGAUAGAGACAAUGAGAUUACAAAUCAAAAUAGCGGGGUGACUAUUGUAGCACAAGCUAUGCAUAUCUCCAGUGCAAAAGACAAAAAUCCAAUAUAUGCAAAAAUGUCUUAUUAUGGGGUGAUUGACCAUAUAUGGGAACUGGAUUAUAGUGCUUUUAGACUUCCUAUAUUUUUUUGUAGAUGGGUUGAUAACAAUAGUGGUGUUCGAUUCGAGAAAAGACAUGGGUUUACACUUGUUGACCUUAACAAAACCGGUAGUAAAGAUGAUCUAUUCAUAUUGGCAAGUCAGGCAAAGCAAAUUUUUUAUGCUACUGACCCGGCUAAUAAUAGAUGGUCUUUUGUUUUAUCAACAAAUAAACGACAUCCCUUUCAGAAUAAUGAAAUAGAUGAUAUGGAGGAUGCUUCUUUCUUGUGCCCGUUAGGCCCUCUCAAUACUGAAGCCAAUGAUCAUGCCAUCGAAAAUGAGUUCUAUAUACGCGAUGAUCAUACAGAGGGGAUAUGGGUAGAUAAUUCAGAACCAUCUUCUACAACCAAACAAAAGAAAAGAAAACUUUGA